AUGUUUGAUGCAUUCGGUAUCGUGUUAAUAAAAGAGCCUGAGCAACACGAAACAAAUAAAAUUCUUAGCCAUUAUGUUUUGCAACUUCAAGAGGAUGCAGAGCUUGCUGAAAGAACGCUGAAAAGGAUUUCAUACUCUUUCGAACGCAUUAUAAAGAAGGCAGAGAAACAACAACCCUACAAUCUUAUGAAACUUCUAGAGGGAUAUAAAGGUUUUGGAAGAGCUGAAAAGUUUGAUAGCCAUCAUGUUCUAUCUUUGCUUCUAGAAGAGUCUCCCAAUUGCUGGAGCCUACCGUUGGUAACCCUGACAACCAUGGCCAUCUCUCUUCCUAACAUAACAAAAGACAGAGUUGAUUGUCUGCUAAGUGGUAUGAGUGAAGCUAUGGUAUAUGUCACAAUUGUGGAAGCAAGCCUCAAUGCUACUGACGACCAUGUGAUCUUUCAAAAGGCGGCUCAAACUUUGUGGUUAGAAGUUGAGAUCUACCAGAAAUGGUUAGGAAACAAGCUGCGGAAACUAGUUCCUCUAGUGAAUACAGCCGAACAGAUUCUUCUGUGGUUGAGGGGUACAGCUAAGAACAUGCUCACUCGGGUGGAAAGUAGGGAUACUAAAGGCCAAAAUGACAGUUCCAAAUUCUGGUCUAUUUCUGCGAGUUCAAUGUAUCGUAUCACAGAAAUGAUCCUUCAUUCCAACCAUUCUAACAUUGAUAAGGUUAGCCAAGAGGAACUAUUUGAGCAAUUAUCAUCAAUGAUUGCGGACAUAUUGGUUGCUUGUCUCACGAACUUACCGCAAGUCAUAGCAAUGAAAUGCCACUCGAGUGAAAUCGAGAAAAGGGAGGUAAGCGUCUAUGCUGCAGCCCAACUUCUAGGUGAGACUAUGCAAAUAAUCAACACCAUUCAAGAUAGUGAACUUCCAAGCUUGAAUCCAGACAACUUACUGUUUAUUGUUGACAAGUUGGGUGCCUAG
This is a messenger RNA of Lactuca virosa, 963 nucleotides long. Lineage: Eukaryota; Viridiplantae; Streptophyta; Magnoliopsida; Asterales; Asteraceae. The record is from the annotation of a GenBank genome assembly.